UAUUUCUUCCUUUUCAUAGAGGAGGCCAGAUAACCAUGUCAGCUGCAGCUGUGGAUGCAGUUAAUGCUGCCUCCCUGUCGGGGUCCAAAGAAAUGAGUUUGGAGGAACCAAAGAAGAUGACCAGAGAGGACUGGAGAAAGAAGAAGGAGCUAGAAGAACAGCGAAAACUGGGUAAUGCUCCUGCAGAAGUUGAUGAAGAAGGGAAAGACAUCAACCCUCAUAUUCCUCAGUAUAUUUCUUCAGUGCCAUGGUAUAUUGAUCCAUCAAAAAGACCUACUUUAAAGCACCAGAGGCCACAACCAGAGAAACAAAAGCAGUACAGCUCGUCUGGAGAAUGGUACAAGAGGGGUGUAAAAGAGAAUUCCAUAACUACUAAGUACCGCCAAGGAGCAUGUGAAAAUUGUGGAGCCAUGACACACAAAAAGAAAGACUGCUUUGAGAGACCUAGGCGAGUUGGAGCAAAAUUUACAGGUACUAACAUAGCUCCAGAUGAACAUAUCCAGCCUCAGCUGACGUUUGACUAUGAUGGGAAGAGGGAUCGGUGGAAUGGCUACAAUCCAGAAGAACACAUGAAAAUUGUAGAAGAAUAUGCGAAAGUUGAUCUGGCAAAACGAACACUGAAAGCCCAGAAACUCCAAGAAGAGUUGGCCUCAGGAAAAUUAGUGGAACAGGCUAAUUCUCCAAAACACCAGUGGGGAGAAGAGGAACCAAAUUCUCAGACGGAAAAAGAUCAUAAUAGUGAAGAUGAGGAUGAAGAUAAAUAUGCAGAUGAUAUUGACAUGCCUGGACAGAACUUUGACUCUAAGAGACGAAUUACUGUCCGGAAUCUCAGGAUUCGAGAAGAUAUUGCAAAAUAUUUGCGGAAUUUAGAUCCAAAUUCUGCUUACUAUGAUCCCAAAACUAGAGCAAUGAGAGAGAAUCCCUAUGCCAAUGCAGGAAAGAAUCCAGAUGAAGUGAGCUAUGCAGGAGAUAACUUUGUUAGAUACACAGGCGAUACCAUUUCAAUGGCUCAGACACAGUUGUUUGCUUGGGAAGCCUAUGACAAGGGAUCUGAAGUGCAUCUGCAAGCUGAUCCUACAAAACUUGAGCUGUUGUAUAAGUCCUUCAAAGUCAAAAAAGAAGACUUCAAAGAACAGCAGAAGGAAAGCAUCCUGGAAAAGUAUGGUGGCCAAGAACACUUGGAUGCCCCUCCAGCUGAAUUGCUGUUAGCUCAGACCGAAGACUAUGUGGAGUACUCAAGACAUGGGACAGUCAUCAAGGGACAGGAGCGGGCUGUCGCCUGCUCUAAGUAUGAGGAGGAUGUGAAGAUCCACAAUCACACACAUAUCUGGGGAUCUUACUGGAAAGAAGGCCGAUGGGGAUACAAAUGCUGUCACUCUUUUUUCAAGUAUUCCUAUUGUACUGGAGAAGCUGGGAAGGAGAUUGCUAAUUCAGAGGAAUGUAUUAUAAAUGAUAUCACUGGAGAAGAAUCGGUGAAAAAACCUCAGACCCUCAUGGAGAUUCAUCAGGAAAAACUAAAAGAGGAGAAAAAGAAGAAAAAGAAGAAGAAGAAGCAUCGAAAGAGCAGUUCAGAUAGUGAUGAUGAAGAAAACAAACAUGAAAAGUUAAAAAAGGCACUGAAUGCAGAGGAGGCCCGCCUUCUUCAUGUCAAGGAGAUCAUGCAGAUUGAUGAGAGGAAGCGGCCCUACAAUAGCAUAUAUGAAACUCGGGAACCCACGGAAGAGGAAAUGGAGGCCUAUAGAAUGAAACGUCAGAGGCCAGAUGACCCCAUGGCCUCCUUCCUUGGACAGUAGUAACUAGUCAUAGACAGUCACCCAAGAUAGACACUGCUGAUAGAUUCUUUUAGCUUCUUGCCAGUGAUUAUGGAUGGGAAAAUCUCUGUCUACUCUUCUUGCUGCCUGACUGUAUAAUAAAGCUUCCAGAAGUCUCA
Ceratotherium simum simum (southern white rhinoceros) is the source of this 1930-nucleotide messenger RNA. It is a transcript of the gene SLU7, whose product is annotated as spliceosome associated SLU7. Lineage: Eukaryota; Metazoa; Chordata; Mammalia; Perissodactyla; Rhinocerotidae. Gene Ontology annotation, cellular component: spliceosomal complex. Gene Ontology annotation, biological process: mRNA splicing, via spliceosome. Gene Ontology annotation, molecular function: pre-mRNA 3'-splice site binding. The record is from RefSeq and is a predicted model, not a curated record.